This is a messenger RNA of Doryrhamphus excisus (bluestripe pipefish), 846 nucleotides long. RefSeq names its product bladder cancer associated protein (gene blcap). The record is from RefSeq and is a predicted model, not a curated record. Lineage: Eukaryota; Metazoa; Chordata; Actinopteri; Syngnathiformes; Syngnathidae.
CCUCCGCCAGCUGCCAGCCGUAGGGGUCCUUACUACUGGUUAGCCUCUUGCUAGCCAGCAAACACGUACGCAGUAGCUCGGGGAAGCAGAACAUGACGUCUGUGGUUGAUUUAUGCAGAGAAUGAUCCGAAAAAAUGCCAGGGAUGAGCUGACCUCAACGACUCUCGACGUCUUCUUCCACUUCCUGGCGAGCGCGAGCCUCCGCUGAGACGUCCCCUCUGGCGCCAUCAUGUAUUGCCUGCAGUGGUUGCUGCCCGUGCUGCUCAUCCCCAAACCGCUGAACCCAGCGCUGUGGUUCAACCACUCCAUGUUCAUGGGCUUCUACCUGCUCAGCUUUCUGCUGGAGAGGAAGCCCUGCACCAUCUGUGCCUUGGUCUUCCUCGCCGCCCUCUUCCUCAUUUGCUACAGCUGCUGGGGCAACUGCUUCCUGUACCACUGCCAGGACGCCGCCCUGCCGCACACCGCCCACGACCCGGCCAUCGUUGGCACCUAGAGAGGGUGGGAUGGUGUUGUUGCCGCCAUGCUGGAUGGACUAUGUUGGCGGAGGAGCAUCGACCCACGUUUUUGGAGGGCAGAGUUGCGGGCCAUGCUGUAAAGACACUUGAACUUGGUGGGGGGCAAGCAAACAACGGACAUAUUUGUGAAGCACAUGUGACCACCACGAUUUCUCGUCUCUACUCAAUUCUUCUCACAGGACAAUCCUCCUCUUUCACUCCGCCAUGUCAAGCUUUUUAAUCAACUUUCCACCAAAAGAAGACACAAACUUGUUUCUUUUUAGUCUCGUGUUGAGCUGUCCGUGUGUGCUUUGCGGCUUUUUAAUUUAAAUAAAGUUUCUUUCCCUCACCA